UGCAAAAUCAGUAGCUACUUGAGUAAGCACCUCUCAGACACAUCCAUAUCCCCAUUUGCAGCUGAGAGAAACUGGUACUAGGCCAUUUGAGAAGCUAAUCUUCCCUCAGAGGAAUGUGGACUCAAAAGGACAGCCUUGGAAUAAAGAUGACCAUAAGGGAUACAGAGAAGAACCGCUAGCAAAAUAUGCUUCUCUCUACACCUUAGAAACUUCUCUAGCUCUUAGAAUCUACAAAAUAGACUUCGCUUAUUACAGAGAUUCUAAGAUUAUGAGGAGGUCAUGGAUUCUCUGGAGGAAAAGGGGAUUGAAGCAAGAGAAUUGUCCAAAAUCUAGGAAACCUUCCUUUAACCCUCUCUCUCAGAAAUGUUUUGGGAAGAAGCCUGGGAGGCUCCCAGGAGGCAGAGGAUUCUGGAAAUAGAGGAGACAGGAGAGGGUAGAGCAGGCAGAAUUAUGAAGCUGAGCCAUUAUGUCUUAUUAAGAUGUGGAUGUACCCAGUUCUUGUCCUUCUGGCAUUCAGAAAACCUGGAAACAGAUUACUUUGGCAAGCUUGAAUAUAAACUCUCAAUCUUACGAAACUUGAACGACCAAGUUCUCUUCAUUAACCAGGGAGAUCAACCUGUGUUUGAGGAUAUGCCUGAUUCUGACUGUACAGAUAAUGCACCCCGGACUGAAUUUAUCAUAUAUAUGUAUAAAGAUAGCCUCACUAGAGGUCUGGCAGUAACCAUCUCUGUGAAUUAUAAGACCAUGUCUACUCUCUCCUGUGAGAACAAAAUUAUUUCCUUUAAGGAAAUGAGUCCUCCUGAGAGUAUCAAUGAUGAAGGAAAUGACAUCAUAUUCUUUCAGAGAAGUGUUCCAGGACAUGAUGAUAAGAUACAAUUUGAGUCUUCAUUGUACAAGGGGUACUUUCUAGCUUGUGAAAAAGAGAAAGAUCUUUUCAAACUCAUUUUGAAAAAAAAGGGUGAAAAUGGGGAUAAGUCCAUAAUGUUCACUGUUCAAAACAAGAAUUAGAUAUUAAAAUUGCAUAAUUUGAA
This is a messenger RNA of Leopardus geoffroyi (Geoffroy's cat), 1031 nucleotides long. It is a transcript of the gene IL18, whose product is annotated as interleukin 18. The transcript has 4 exons. The record is from RefSeq and is a predicted model, not a curated record. Lineage: Eukaryota; Metazoa; Chordata; Mammalia; Carnivora; Felidae. Bases 364 to 1008 code for a protein of 214 amino acids. Gene Ontology annotation, molecular function: cytokine activity. Gene Ontology annotation, biological process: inflammatory response; immune response.